Molecule: messenger RNA, 1742 nt
Organism: Bactrocera oleae (olive fruit fly)
Lineage: Eukaryota; Metazoa; Arthropoda; Insecta; Diptera; Tephritidae
Source: RefSeq, a predicted model, not a curated record
UUUACAUUUUGUCAUUUUUUGCUUUCGUUUUUUUAUGAUUUUUGUAAUUUUUUUUUUUGGAACAAACGCAUUCGUUAUUUACUUUUAAUCUAUAAACAACUCUUGUUGAUCGUUCAACGGCAAUUGGUUUGCGUUACAAGCACACACACACAUAAGCCCACACAGUCACAGGCACAACCAGACACGCGCCUACACAGGAAGGCACACACAGAAAUGCCUGCACAAUAGACAAUUCACAAACCAAAAAGAGGAGCAUAAAUGAAAAAACGAAAAAGCGAAAACAAAACAAAAACAAAUAAAAAUUUGUAAAAUUCUGCUGAAAAUAAAUAAAAGUUGUGAUAUCGCUCACAGCAGCGGAUGGAAGUGUGACGCGUUCAACAGAAUUUGAAGCUUAAUGCCCGCAUAUGUUUGUACAUGUAUAUGUGAGUAUGCGUGUGUUUGUGCAAUUAUGUAAAUCUGUCGGAUUUCUGCGUCGCCGUUCCAAUUAAGCUGGACGGACGCGCCUGCAGCUGCGUUUAGACGCAUUUGAGCCGUGGCUAAGCAUUGACUGUGACAAUUAAAGUUGCCUGAUCGAACGGUAAAAAACGAGGCGAAAAGGAGUAAAAAAAAAGGAAGAAAAAAUAUAUAUCUAUCUAUCGGUAUUUAGUGUAAAUUGCUGUGUCGUUUAGAGGAUUAUAAAUGGCCGCCAUCACCAAAGACUUCAUUGAUAUCAAUCUGUCCACCGAUGAGCUCAUGCUGAAGGAGCUGGAACGACGCGAUGGCAUUUAUUCGUUCAUUUUCCACGAACUAGAAGUACCCAAAGCGGAAACACCAACAGCCAGCAUAUCGCCUGCCAAGUUGAUUGACAGAUCUCAUGGCGCAAUAAGGACGCCAGUAACAAGCGAGUAUGAAGUUAGCGCGGACAACAACAAUGCCAACGACAACAGUAACGCAUCCGAUAAGUUCAAAAUCCGAACCGAAACUGUGCUCAUACAGCGUUCCAAUGUAAUUUGCCAUUCGAAUAGUACGCUAACAGCAACAGCAACAAAAACCAAAACAAUGAUUUACACCACACCUACAACAACAACGCCUAACAACACUCCACCAACAAACAAGAGUCCGAUGGCAACAGCAACCGCUACCUCAUUAAGCGCAACACCAACAAUGCUACCCAGCUUAUUUACAACUAAACCGCUGACAACAACAACAACAACAUGCACAACACCGCUCACUAACGGCAACGUACUGCCGCCGGCCGCUUGCUUUCCAAACCUCAGUGGCAUCAACAUGCGCAGCUAUCACGAACACUUCAAGACCUGGCAUCCGCCGCCAACGCUCGUCUAUGACAAUCCCAAACUCUAUGCGUACAUGGCCAAUUGUGGAUUUCGUGUGCGCCUGGCCACACCGCGUUUCUCGCACAUUACGGCGCCUUUGGUGCGCAAUCGGCGACACGCGCUCAAGGAGACGCCCCAGUACAAGCGGAUGUCGGAGAUGUGUAUGUGUGCGCCAGUAGCCGAUUUGCGUGCGGUCUUUCCGCUCGACCCCGAUGUGCAUGCCCCAUUUGCAACAACAGUAGGUGGUGUGGAGGACAUGACGAUGACCGAUGUUGAACCGGGCAUUAUGGAAUUGACGGAAACCGGUUGUUGCGCUGGUGCGGCUUUAAUGCACGAAGCGCCGCUACUUAAGUGAUCGGUGGUGGAGUUUAAAAUAAUUGAUAUAAAGAAUGAAAAUAUAAAUAAAAUUAAUUUCGAAAUUUUACCGUC